CGAGUCCUUGGGCAGCCCACCAGCGAGCAUGCAGGCGCCCUUCCAGCCGCUCCCGGUCGUGCCCGCGCCCUGGAUGGCCCACCGCUGCCCGACAAGUGGCGCGGUGUAUUACGUGAAUCUCCAGACGCUCGCGACGACCUGGACGUCGCCCGUGCCGGCACCGCCGCCAGCGCCGGAGGACGUGCCCUGCGCGACGUGCAUGGAGUGCCCCUGCGCGUGCGCCGCCCGAGCCGACGAAGCGCAAUCCGAAGCGCAAGCCAAAGCCUUAGAAGCAGUCAAAGCGCAUACGGCGGUGCCGCAGAAAUACAGUCAUCACGAGGACGUCCCCGUCGACAGGUCGCGGCAGGGCCACGUCAGAGGUGUGUGCGUGGCCUUCAACCGGGGCUACUGCCGCCGCGGCGACGACUGCCGAUAUGAGCAUGCAUUCACGAGAGAGGCGCGUGAGGUGGCCGCGGCGACAACGUUCGUGGACGUCCGGGAGAUCCCCGCAGCCCAGGUCGGCAAGCAACCAAAAAAGCAGCCCUGCUUCGACCUGAAGCACAAGGGCUUUUGCGGGCGGGGCGCGGCGUGCCCCUUCGCGCACACGGGCCACGAGGGCCUGCCGGCGACGCGUCGCCAGCGCAAGGCGCAACGGGCCGCGGAGGCGCAGGAGCCGGCCGCACCGGCUGAGUCCGUUCCGCCGGUGCGCGCGGUGACGGCGCCGGCGCCCGCGCGGCACCGCUCCGCCGAGCGCCCGCGCUCGCCCGUCAGCGACGACGACGACGUGGUGCCCCAGCGCGAGCGCGCGCCGCUGCCCGAGCGCCACGCGCGGCGUUUGUCUGGCGACGACGACCGCCCGCGGUGCGACUACUCCCGCGAGCGGCCCUCGCCGCGGCGGGACCGGUCGCGCGAGUGGCGGCGGGACCGGUCCCCUGAACGGUGGCGGAGGAGGCGGUCGCGGUCCCGAUCGCGGUCGCGCGGGCGGCUGUUUUAUGGAUAA
Messenger RNA from Pelagomonas calceolata, 979 nucleotides. The record is from the annotation of a GenBank genome assembly. NCBI's taxonomy places the organism in Eukaryota, Pelagophyceae, Pelagomonadales, Pelagomonadaceae.